GAGCCCCUCGGUUCGACCAUGUUCUGGUGCAAGAUAGCCGUUAGCGUCGCGCUAGUGCUCGCCGGGGGCGUGUUCGCAGGCCUCACUAUCGGCCUCAUGGGCCUCGACGAGCUUCAUCUCAGGGUCCUUGUCGAUUCGUCGGAGGACGAGAAGGAGCGGGAUAAUGCGAUGACAGGUGCGUUUGUCCCCCAGCGCGUUUGCUUAUGGAGACUAUCGUCCUUGCGAUUCUGUUUAGUUCUCAAUCUGCUUCAACGGGGACGCCAUUGGGUCUUGGUGGUCCUUCUCCUUGGAAAUGUGAUCGUCAACGAGUCUCUCCCAAUCUUCCUCGACGAUGCAAUUGGUGGCGGUCUUGCGGCGAUCAUCAUUUCCACUACUACAAUCGUCAUCUUCGGGAUCAUCCCCCAAGCCGUCAGCGUGCACUAUGGCCUCGCGAUCGGCGCUCGAUGCACACCCUUCGUCCUCGUCCUCAUGUGCAUUCUCUCGCCCAUCGCCUACCCGAUCGCGCGCCUGCUCGACCGCAUCCUCGGCGUGCACACCACGACGACGUACAAAAAGGCGGAGCUCCGGUCCCUGCUGCAGCUGCACCGCACCGGCGCGGAGCCGCUCGCGGAGGCGGAGAUCAGCAUUCUCAAUGGUGUGCUCGAGCUGGGGCAGAAGCGCGUGCACGAUAUUAUGACGCCGAUACAGGACAUCCUUGCGCUGAGCGUUGAUACGAUCUUGGAUAAGGAUGUGGUGGAUGCGAUCCUCUCAAGCGGAUACUCCCGCAUCCCGGUCCACGAGCCCGACAACCCACUGGCGUUCUGUGGGCUAUUGCUCGUCAAGAAACUCCUGAUGUACGAUCCCGGCGCGGCCCUCCCCGUGUCGCACUUCAAGCUGUCGAUAUUGCCAGAGGCGCACCCGUCCAUCAACUGCUUCCAGGCGCUUGAUUACUUUCGCACGGGACGCGCGCAUUUGCUCCUCAUUAGUCAGACGCCCGGGGUGGCGGGUGGUGGUAUUGGGGUUAUCACGCUAGAAGACGUCAUCGAGGAAAUCAUCUCGGAAGAGAUCAUCGACGAGACGGACCGCUACGCGGACAACCGCAGCAAGCGCCUCGCGCCGGACCGUUGCGCCACAUCCGUCGUCAUGCAGUGGGGGAUCGUCGAACGCCAGCGCUCGCUCCCGCGCCGACAAGAACGGGAACGAAGAGGGUCACGGCUGCGCGCGAUGUCUCCCCGACCGACGCCAGGACGCACACUGCCACCCUCAUCGCAGAUCCGGACCCGGACCACAACCGCCGCGCUCCCGUCCAUGCGCUCGCUCUCGCUCACACCACGGCUCGCGAGCCGGCCGCUCGUCCCGCCUCCCGCAACGCCGGGUAUACCGAUGUCGAAGAGCAUACCGAACGCGACUUCGUUGGGCAUUUCUGCUGCGUACGGCGGGGGCGGGGGCGGGGGCGGCAGUGGAUAUUCCAAGACGGGCCUCGGGCUCACUAUGUCAACGGAGACGCGCGAGCGCGAUACGGGGCGGUUCAAGCACCUGACUGAGAUAUAUAUGCGCGAGGACGAGCGCGGGGCACGGACGCCUAUUAUAGACGUGUACAAUGACUAUGGUGCCAUAUAGAAGACCGGAGGAUAUAGAUCGUUUGAGGCCGCGUUAAAAGUCCUGCUUGUUGGAUACCUAUCUUUUUGUCUGAUGUUUACAUACCCCGAUCGUCCUGAUGUUUACCGUUUCUUGCCAUAUGGCUGCUGUAUCACUAUAGCGUACACCCUGUAAUGCGUCCCUAGAAUUUGUACUGCU
This is a messenger RNA of Coniophora puteana RWD-64-598 SS2, 1776 nucleotides long. RefSeq names its product DUF21-domain-containing protein. Gene Ontology annotation, cellular component: intracellular membrane-bounded organelle. The transcript is spliced from 13 exons. Gene Ontology annotation, biological process: magnesium ion homeostasis. Lineage: Eukaryota; Fungi; Basidiomycota; Agaricomycetes; Boletales; Coniophoraceae. The coding region runs from base 19 to 1599 and encodes 526 amino acids. The record is from RefSeq and is a predicted model, not a curated record.